This is a messenger RNA of Taeniopygia guttata (zebra finch), 1209 nucleotides long. It is a transcript of the gene LURAP1L, whose product is annotated as leucine rich adaptor protein 1 like. The record is from RefSeq and is a predicted model, not a curated record. Lineage: Eukaryota; Metazoa; Chordata; Aves; Passeriformes; Estrildidae. Gene Ontology annotation, biological process: positive regulation of canonical NF-kappaB signal transduction.
GUCGCGCUGUGCCGGACGCAGCUGCCGGGGCGCGUCACGGUCUCGUACACGAAACGGGGCCGUUUUUCUCCACCGCCCCUGCCUAGCCGCUGUUCCUUUCCCGGGCGGCCGGGAAGGACUGGUGCGCCCGGGAGAUGCCCAUGCCCGCCGCGGCUGCCCCGCGCGGCGCACUCGCCGUCCCCGGCGCUGCCGCGGUUCUCGGCGCCUCCGCGCCCCGGCAGCGGCAGGGCGGGCGCGGGUAGUGCCGCCGCUGCCGCCUCAGGCCCCCCGUAGGGCGAGCCAUGGAGCCCGGCGCCCUGCCUGACCUCCGCGACGUCGAGCAGAAGCUGGGGCGCAAAGUGCCCGAGAGCCUGGCGCGGCCCCUGCGCGGGGAGGAGCUCCCGGGCCGUCCCGCCGCCGCGGCCCCCGGGCCCCGCCGCCGCCGCGCUGCCGCCCUGGCCCGGCUGGAGACGAAACUUCAGCUCCUGAGGCAGGAGAUGGUUAAUCUCCGAGCCACUGAUGUGAAGCUUAUGCGCCAGCUCCUACUCAUCAAUGAAAGUAUUGAAUCAAUCAAGUGGAUGAUUGAAGAGAAAGCCAUUGCCAGCAGAGGCAGCAGUUUGAGUGGAAGCCUGUGCAGCUUGCUAGAAAGUCAGGAGACAUCCCUCCAUGGCAGCUGUAACAGUUUACAAGACUGUAGUGAUGGACUGGAUGGAAUAUCAGUGGGGAGUUACUUGGACACCUUAGUGGAUGAUGUCCCUGGUCACCAAACUCCUUCAGAUAUGGACAAGUUCAGUGAUUCUUCUAUCACAGAGGACUCACAGUCUCUGCAUAAACAUCCCAAAAUUGAUUCUGAUGAUUACUACUGUUUUGGUUAAUAAGAACAAGUUCCAGUGGGACACAAAUGCACUUGUACUUACUCUUUUUCUUUGCUGCUAUUUUAUUUCAUAUGCAAAACCCCCAAAGUCCUUAUGGAAGGAGAAUAUGAUAUUUCAAUUCUAUUGCAUAACUUUUCUAUUUCUUCUAAUGCAUUUUGUCCUUGAUAUGUUGGGCUUGUCUCAUCCUCACAUUUUCUUAAUUUAUUGUCACAAUUUUUUUUGCUUUAAUUUUUUACAAUGCUGUAUUUACAAGUCUGUAAAAGUGGUCAAGGAAAAGCUUUAUCUUUAAAAUGAAACAUCAGGGAAUGAGUAAAAAUUUUGUAUUUGUUGUUAAUAAAGCAUCUUCUGAUAAAUA